AUGUCGGACAAACCAACUUUUCAUUCUUACCCCGGCUACGGUGAGGAUGCCACUAAGAGGAUGGGUUAUUCGCAAGCAUUGAGAAUAGGAAACUUCGUCAGAACUUCUGGUCAAUCUGGCUGGCAUCCGGACGGAGUCCUUCCGAAAGAUGUUGAGACCCAGGUAUUCCGUGCCUUUGAGAAUGUUAUGCAGGCAUUGAAAAGUGCCAAUCCUCAGUGCGAAUGGAGGCAUGUCAUCAGCAUAAAAAGUUAUCAUGUCGACGUCGACGCGCAGUUCCCGAAAAUGUGUGAGGAAAUUAAGCGGAGAAUGCCCCAUGGGCCUACCUGGAUGUGUACUGGUAUCCCCUAUGUGGGACUGCCGGGACUGCAUCUUGAAAUUGAGGCAGAAGCGUACGUAUACGAUGUCUAG
Molecule: messenger RNA, 408 nt
Organism: Exophiala bonariae
Lineage: Eukaryota; Fungi; Ascomycota; Eurotiomycetes; Chaetothyriales; Herpotrichiellaceae
Exons: 2
Coding region: 1-408 (135 amino acids)
Cellular component (GO): mitochondrion; cytosol
Molecular function (GO): deaminase activity
Source: RefSeq, a predicted model, not a curated record